AUGAAAGAAGCAAUCUUUGACGGCAACCUCAAGGUUGAGAUCCACGAUACUCCGGUACCAACCCCAGGACCCGGACAGGUCUUGAUCAAAACCACCAUCUCUGGGACCAAUCCGAAAGACUGGAAAAUCCCCAAGAUUUGGAUUCCGCACCUACCUCCCAUGAAUCAUGGAGAUGAUAUUGCUGGUCUUAUUGAAAGUGUUGGCGAAGGCGUGCUCGGCUUCAAGAAGGGAGAUCACGUUGCGGCUUUCCACGAAAUGAACACCCCGCAUGGAAGUUAUGCCGAAUACUCCAUUGCUUGGGCUCAGUCGACCUUUCUCAUACCCGAGAAGACCAGUUUCGAGGAGGCGGCGACGAUCCCACUAGCUGCCAUGACCGCUGCUCUUGCUUUGUACCAGAAGCUCGAUCUGCCGCUUCCCUGGAAUCCAGCCAAAACAGCUUUGCCUCGCCUCGUCAACGGCGGUGCCACGGCUGUUGGGGCCUUUGCCAUCAAGCUAGCGACGCUCUCCAACAUCCAUCCCAUCAUCGCCGUUGCCGGAAGUGGCAGUCCCUAUGUGCAAACCUUGAUCAACAAGGAGAAAGGUGAUGUCAUCAUCGACUACCGCAAAGGAGAAGAUCACGUUCUUGAGCAGAUCCGCCGUGCAGCUGGGGGACAGUCCAUCAUCAAUGCUCUGGAUGGCGUCUCCGAAGAGGGGACAGUCCGAACCGUGGCCAAGGCUCUGGCUCCAGGUGGCAAGAUCUCAGUCUUUCUACAAAACUUCCCGAACGAUGUUAAGGCCGAAGUUUUGUACACUAUGGUUGGCACAGUCCAUGCCUCGAAUGACCCUUCAGGUCCUCUUUUGGGAGACAAGGAAUUUGGGUCGGUAUUUUACCGCUUCUUCGGGCGGGGACUGGAAGAGAGGUGGUUCACUGGUCAUCCUUAUGAGGUUCUUCCCGAAGGUCUCGGCUCUUUGGAAAAGGCACUCAAAGAUCUCGAAGCUGGAAAGGUGUCUGCUAAGAAGUACCUUCUCCGCAUCGAAGACACUAAGUAAGCUUCUUGCUGGAGUGGUGAUAGCGUAUGGUUUUCACAGCUAGAACGGUCAAGACCAUGAUGAUUCAGGG
Messenger RNA from Colletotrichum phormii, 1099 nucleotides. RefSeq names its product putative quinone oxidoreductase. Gene Ontology annotation, molecular function: oxidoreductase activity, acting on NAD(P)H. The transcript has 2 exons. Lineage: Eukaryota; Fungi; Ascomycota; Sordariomycetes; Glomerellales; Glomerellaceae. The record is from RefSeq and is a predicted model, not a curated record. The coding region runs from base 1 to 1029 and encodes 342 amino acids.